CUCUUCCGGGUGAUGGCGGCCGGUGCCCCGGAUGUAGUCCUCGUGAGCGUCUUUCUCUUUUUCUUCCCCCACGGCCUCCCGUGGAUCCUGAGCUGGAUCUAGUGCGUACCAGGUGAUGGCUUGUUGUGCUGGGGCACUUCCGCGGUGAGUAGCCGCGCCCGCUUCCCUUAAUCUGCAUCCUCUCUCGACCCAGCCUGGGGAAGGCUCCUCAGUCCAGUCAUGCCGAAGAGGAAAGUGACCUUCCAAGGUGUGGGAGAUGAAGAUGAUGAGGAUGAAAUCAGUGUUCCCAAGAAGAAGCUGGUGGAUCCUGUAGCUGGGGCAGGGGGUCCUGGGAGCCGAUUCAAAGGCAAACACUCUCUGGACAGUGACGAGGAUGAUGAUGAGGAGGAGGAGGGGUCCAGCAAAUAUGAUAUCCUGGCCUCAGAGGAUGUGGAAGGUCAGGAAGCAGCCACACUCCCCAGUGAGGGAGGUGUGCGGAUCACACCCUUCAACCUACAGGAAGAGAUGGAGGAAGGCCACUUUGAUGCUGAUGGCAACUACUUCCUGAACCGGGAUGCUCAGAUCCGAGACAGCUGGCUGGACAACAUUGACUGGGUGAAGAUCAGGGAGCGGCCUCCUGAUCAGCGCCCACCGUCAGACUCAGAGGAAGAGGACAGCCUGGGCCAGACACCAAUGAGUGCCCAAGCCCUCCUGGAGGGCCUUCUGGAGCUGCUGUUGCCAAGAGAGACAGUGGCUGGCGCGCUGAGGCGUCUGGGAGCCAGAGGAGGAGGCAAAGGGGGCAGCAAAGGGGGUGGGCGGCCCAGUUCCCCGCAACGCUUGGAUCGGCUCUCUGGGUUGGCCGACCAGAUGGUGGCCCGGGGCAACCUUGGUGUGUAUCAGGAGACAAGGGAACGGUUGGCCAUGCGGCUGAAGGGGUUGGGUUCCCGGACCCAGGGACCCCCUGAGCCCACACCGCCACCCUCUCUGGACAUGUUUGCUGAAGAAGUGGCAGAGGGGGAGCUGGAGACCCCAACCCCUACGCAGAGGGGAGAAGCAGAGUUGCCAGGAGAUGGACUGGUGGACGUGAUGUGGGAAUAUAAGUGGGAGAACACGGGGGAUGCUGAGCUGUACGGGCCCUUCACCAGCACCCAGAUGCAGACCUGGGUGAAUGAAGGCUACUUCGCAGAUGGUGUUUAUUGCCGGAAGCUGGACCCUCCUGGCGGACAGUUCUACAACUCCAAACGCAUUGACUUUGACCUCUAUACCUGAGCCUGCUCAGGGCCCUGUUUUGGUGGCCCCUUCUUUCCUGAACUCUGUGGAGGAGGCCCCAGCUGCCUCAGGCAUUGAGGACUUUAGGGGCCAUUUUUCAGUCAAUUUCCCUUUCCCAAUAAAAGCCUUUGGUUGUAUAUUUAGGGCUUUGGCUGUGCUAAUGGCCAGAAGCCAAGGACCUUCAUAACCCCUUCGAACUCCUCUCAUGAGUGGAAGUUUCUGGUUACCUAAACCAUUUCACCUUUGUUUAUCAUUCCUGGGGUGGAACCAGAGCUGUCAGGUGGCCUCGAGUCUGCUCACCAUCUAAAACUCCCUUUCACUCACAUGCUGUCCUCCAGUAUUCUCGGAGGGGGCUUUGGAACCUCAGAGCCUCUGUCUUCACAGCCAGUGUAGGUAGAGCACCAGAAGUGGAGAGUUUAGGGCUUGGGGGCUGGGACAUCUGUUUGGAGGGAGGAGGAAGCCUGCUAUCCGCAGACUCCCCACUGUCUCAGGCUUCUUCGGGGAACAGUGAUGGCCCUUCAAGGCCAUCUGGGCAGCCACUGAACUGGCACAAAAGGGCAGUGCCUCCUUGGAGCUCACACAGUGAAUUGGAGAGCUGGCCCAGACCCAGCGGGCUUUUUUCCCAGACCUUUCUUGGCACCCUUGAAGUUCUCUGAAAUUCACAUUUCCUGAGCUCCCGGUGUGCAAAGGCUGGUGCCGUGAAGGAACCGGAUAACUGGAUUAGUCUUCUUCCAGGAAUUCAGAUUUUGGGGGGAGUAUGGUUGGGAGGGGACAGGUAUAAUUGUAUUGUCUGCACCUAGCACCUCCCACCUCUCACCAGUGCUGCCUUAUGCCUCUUGUACCAAAUUAGGUUGAACCCUCCACUUUUCUACUUUGGCUGUCCUUUGGAGUCCCAGGGGAGCUAUAAAAUUACUCAAAUUCCAAGUGAGUUAGUUUAGAGAGUGGCUCAGUGGUUGGGGCUUUUUGAAAGCUCCCAGGUGAUUCCAGUGUGUGGACAGGUGGAGAACCACUGGGCAUGACUCAGGACUGAGGUUACACCUGGAGGGUCCACUUCCCAGAUCCUGCUGUGGUGGCAGAGCUGAGCAUGUGGUGGCCAGGGCUCUGCCGGUCUGUUACAGGAUUGCUGGGCACCAGGGCUGCAGGUGGAAGGAGCCAGGCUUGGAAGUAGGAACGACAGCAGAGUGGGGACACUUGAUGCUCUAGCGAGGCCUCCAACUUCUGUAUUAGUUGGGUCCGUGCCGGUGCCAGCCCAGACUCGGUAGUCGUUGAUUCCAAGAUGUCUUCAGUUGUAAGUCUUCAGGUAUCAUUAAGAAAACCCUGCUAAUUGCAUUUGUAAGAUGUCAUUGAUUAAAUGGUUCGUCUGGAUUUCAGAAGUGAAAAGCAAUACAGCUGGUCACCUUUAUAAUCCCAGUGACAGACGGACUCAUGGGAGGUGUGUACUGUUGGGUGAAUAGAUGAAAGCCAAGGGGGCAGUUCCCUUGGAUGUACCACUGGCAUCUCAGGCUCCACCUAUCCAGGUCCCACCCCAUCUACCCCUCACAGCCGCCUCCUGUGGUCACCUCCCUGAUGAAUGGUCCCCCAGAGAUGUCCAUGUCCUCAACAAAAUCUGUGAAUAUGGGACCUUACGUGGCAAAAGAGACUGCAGAUGUGAUUAAUGACUGAGAUGGGCAGGGGGCCGUGCUAUCCUGGAGUAUGGAGGUGGGUGGGCCCAGUGUCAUCACAAAGAUCCUAUAAAGUGAAAGGAGGGUCAAACACAGUUACUGGCUUUGAAGAUGGAAGACCAGGUCAUAUGCCAAGGAAUGCGGUGGCCUAUAGAAACUGGAAAAGGCAAGCAAACAGCCCUCCCAGAGCUGCUACAGAAAAAAGCCCUACUGAGGAUUUGAACCCAGUGAAAACCAUUGUGGACUUCUGCCCUCUAGAAUGUAAUAAAGUGUUUCAAGCCA
Molecule: messenger RNA, 3191 nt
Organism: Hyaena hyaena (striped hyena)
Lineage: Eukaryota; Metazoa; Chordata; Mammalia; Carnivora; Hyaenidae
Gene: CD2BP2
Product: CD2 cytoplasmic tail binding protein 2
Exons: 7
Coding region: 220-1248 (342 amino acids)
Cellular component (GO): U5 snRNP
Molecular function (GO): protein binding
Source: RefSeq, a predicted model, not a curated record